Daphnia pulicaria is the source of this 4353-nucleotide messenger RNA. RefSeq lists its product as uncharacterized. The transcript has 2 exons. Bases 1 to 4353 code for a protein of 1450 amino acids. NCBI's taxonomy places the organism in Eukaryota, Metazoa, Arthropoda, Branchiopoda, Diplostraca, Daphniidae. The record is from RefSeq and is a predicted model, not a curated record. Gene Ontology annotation, molecular function: nucleic acid binding; zinc ion binding.
AUGGCAGAAAGCGGUAGUAGAACCGAAGUGAAGUUCUUAAGAAAAGAGCUGGCCACCCAGCUGGAAGAAUGCACAAGAGCUCACAAUUUGUAUCGCCAGUCGAACGACCUAGAUCAUGUACCAUCCGAGGACUGGAUCAUCCAGCUGGAAAACGUCACCGCAACCUAUUAUGGACGUAUCGACGAGUACAUCCGCACGGUCAAUCGACCACCUUCAGCCGUGCCCAGCAAUCCAUCCGAUCGAAGCAGGCAAAGCAUCCGGAGCAACACGACGUGGCUCGACCCAAACCAUCCUAGAGCCUUUCAGCAACCAGAAAAUCCCUUCGACGACCAAGGCUCAGCUUCAAUCAGCGAAAUACGUGAUUUGCCGUCCGAGAUGGAAUACGAGAAUGAUUUAAGACAGCGGCUGGAUGACGAAAGAUUGGCGAGAGAAGAUUUAGAAAGAAGAUUGCAACAGCUACAGACAGACAUGGCAGCGAAAGAAAAAGCCGGUCCUGAAAAAGAAGACAAUGCCGCCACCGCAGCAUUGACAGAGGAACUACAAAACCUCCGGCUACAGAUGAACCAAUGGAAGCAGACCCAGGAUGCAGAAAUGGCAAACCGCAUCAAGCUGGAAAAGUCCUUACGGGGCGACAUCGAAAAACAAAAAAGAGAAUUGGAAGAAGAAAAACUCGCCCGUCAGACUGAAAAGUAUCGGUACGAACGGGAAAAAGAAAGCGACUGGGACAAAUUUAGGUCCGCCGUCGACGAGCGUUUUGCGCAACAUAAUGAGGCGACAUCCACCAACAAAGCAGCGCACAACACGGAAUCACAUAGACAGCACCAAGGAGCAAGACCCAAGAAACCACCAGCCUCCGCGGGCAACCGAGGUUCCGGUCCGCCACCUUACACGGAAGAUGACGCUUCAAUCGGCGCGGAAUCAGUACAGUCGUAUCAGGCGCCUCAUCAAGACAAAGAUAUGGAUGCAAACAAUUGGUCGUUCAAUCUGAAUGGCAAAGAGGAUCGACAACCGCCAGGAAUUCAUGGAUCGGCGCAUUCCGUCUUUCGUCUUCCGAAGAUGGACCUCAAGCCGUUUGACGGCGAUCCGAAGAAUUGGCAAGACUUUAUCGCAAUUUUUCGUGAUUUGGUUCACAAUAAUUCCAGUCUGACAACGACUCAAAAAAUGGCCAUUCUCAAGCGCUGUCUGACCAGCGAAAUACGCGACGGACUUGGUGAUUCAUUGAGCAGUCCGGCUUUGUACCAAGAGGCAUUACAAGAGCUGGAAUCAACAUACGGACAUCCCCAGAUCGUGUCGAGGACUUAUAUUCAGUCCCUCAUUCAGCUCCAGCGAGUAAGCGCGAAUGAUUACAAGGCGUUAUUGAAAUUUUCGCAAGCUGUAAAUGGGGUAGUAGCCUCGCUGAGAAGCGGCGGCUACCAACACGAAUUAAAAUCAUCCGGCCUUUUGGACAUCAUAGUAACCAAGCUCCCUUCCGAGGUACAAAGCAGGUGGGGGAGACAAAUCGUGAAGAAUCACCCUGUCAGUCAAACACUCCAAGACUUUGCUACCUGGUUCAGCAAGUUCGUCAAAGGCGAAAUGAUGGCAAAGCACAGUCAGAUUUCUCUGACACCAAUCACGCCAGCAAAACCGAAAAGCGGAUCAAAACCGGGCCGGCAGCCCGACAACAAAUCCGGUUUUUCACCGACUAUAAACGCAGUCACACAUCCAGCGACCUCCGGCGGAUCAUCAUCGUCAAAAUCGAAGACGGCGCAGCAAGCGGAGGCGCCUCCAAAGAAGCUUAUUUGCCUCCUAUGCAAAGGCGAUCACCGCCUGGGACAGUGCAAGACUUUCGUUGAAAUGUCGCUCGAAGAAAGAAUAAAAAUCAUCAAAGAAAAUGGAUGCUGUCUCCGAUGCUUAAGCAAAGGACACAUGAGCAAGGACUGCACAAGCCGGAAGAAAUGCAUCAUCAACAAUUGCGGUCAACCGCAUCACUCAUUGUUACACGACGCUCCGCGCUUGGCCCCAACCGAACCAAAAUCAAUCCUAAAACCAGAGAAGACAGUCACGCUACCCUUGAAUGUGGCGACAGUCUCCGUCGACGACGACGAAUCAUGCACGGUGAUGCAAAUAGUACCUGUCACCCUCGAAGCGGACGGAAAAACAUUGGAAACGUUUGGAUUCCUCGAUCCAGGAAGCCAAACGACUUUGAUUUUAGAUCGCGCUUCAGAACAGCUCGACCUCGACGGCGAUGAAGAAAUGACAAAGCUAGGAACGUUCCAUGGAGACGACCCGAUCAUCAAAAUGAAGAAAGUUAAGUUCAACAUCCAACCAAGAGACGGAAGCCGAUCGUUUCCUGUAAAAAAGGCGUUUUCUGUUCCCAAGCUUAACAUCAACGCCCAGCAGAUUGAAUGGCCAGUCACAAAGCGUGAAUGGGGCUAUCUUCAAGACGUGGACCUGCCGCAUAUCGACACCAACAACGUCACCAUCCUCAUAGGCAGAGACGUUAUGCGCGUCCAUGAUGUACUGGAGCAUCGCAGUCCACCCGACGGAACCGAAGCGCCUGACGGAAUUUUAACUCAUUUUGGAUGGAGCAUCGCAGGUCCCGUUCCAGAGUCACUGCUGAAGCGACAAACUUAUCGGCCCAUUUCAGUUAUGCACAUUUCACGUCAACAAUCCGACGAGUUCUUAAAUGAAGCUGUCCAGCGGUUCUGGAGAACGGAAUCGUACGGUGUCGGACUUUCUUCUCAUCAAAACCUACCACCCGAUGAUCAAAAAGCGCUUCGCAUUCUCCAAGAUACCAUCCGGCACACUGGCGAGCGCUACGAAUCGCCUUCCGUCAUUUCGCGUCAUUGGAGCGCCGCUUUAAAAAGGAUCCGGCGUUUGCUAGGUUAUGCGGCCGUCGUCAACGAGUACAUCGCGGCCGGCCAUGCAAAAUUAGUCGACCCCAACUCUCCUUUCACUCGCGGCCAUGUAUGGUAUCUGCCGCACCAUGGAGUCACAGCGGCAAGCAAGCCCGGAAAAGUUCGAGUAGUUUUCAAUCCGUCUGCUCGCUUCCGCGGCACAUCACUAAAUGAAGAGUUGUACAAGGGUCCGGAUUUACUUACUUCCCUCAUCGGAGUAUUAUUGCGCUUUCGGUUGCACCCAUGUGCAAUUUCUGGCGACAUUCAGAAAAUGUACCAUCAGGUACAAGUGCCAGAACAUCAACAGUCAUUAUUGCGAUUUAUCUGGAGAGAACCAGGCAGCACGGAAGACCCACAAACAUUUCAGAUGACCGUUCACGUCUUCGGAGCUGUCUCCUCACCGACAAGCUGCAUUUAUGCUCUGCGACGGACCGCCGAAGAUUUUGGACCCCAAUACCCAGGAGCCGCUGAGAAAGUAUUGAAGAACAUAUACGUAGAUAAUUAUCUAGAUUCAGCCAAUACUGAAGCCGAAGCCAUCGCCCAGCGCCAGGAAGUAACCGAUCUUCUCAAGCACGGAGGAUUCAAUAUGGUGCAAUGGAUGUCAUCGUCCCGUCCCGUGUUGACCUCUGUCAAUCAGGCUGAUCGAGCAAGAGCGCUGGAUAUCACCACCGAUCCUUUGCCCGUCGAGCGCACUCUCGGAAUUCUUUGGGAUUGCCAGCACGACGCCUUUAUGUUUAACUCCAACACCCGACUCGAUGUCAAAACGAAGAGGCAAGUCCUGCAAGAGAUUGCCUCGAUCUUCGAUCCAUUAGGAUUUCUUGUUCCAAUCGUGAUGGUGGCAAAAAUCUUGAUGCAAGAUAUCUGGCGAUCCGGAGUCGAAUGGGACGAUCAGCUCCCACAGGCCCUUCUCGAUGUUUGGAAGCGGUGGGUCGCUGACCUUCCCGCCAUCUCAACCCUGAAGAUUCCCCGAUGCUUUCGUCGAUCGACCCUGCCGUCGGAAUAUCAACUGCACGUCUUCACGGAUGCCUCAGAAUUAGGAUUUGCCGCUUGCGUAUUUCUUCGCGCUUCGUACAGCGAAUCCCAUGUUGGCCUCACUCUGAUUAUGGCAAAAUCAAGAGUCGCUCCUCUCCGCCAACUGUCAAUUCCGCGGCUGGAACUUCAAGGCGCAGUUCUCGGCGCCCAAUUAUGUGCCACCGUUAUCAAGGAUCUUGGCCCGAUCGCAUCCGCCGUUUAUUAUUGGUGCGAUUCACAGACAGUGCUACAAUGGAUACACUCGAAAACGUGUAAAUACCACGCCUUUGUCGCCCAUCGAGUGACAGACAUUCUGGAUAAAAGUGAAGCGACUCAAUGGCGUCACAUCCCCGGUGAGCAUAAUCCCGCCGACGACGGAUCCCGAGGUGUGUCCGCUGCCUUCUUCACCACCCAACAUCGCUGGUUUCGCGGCCCUGAUUUUUUAUUGAUGCCUGAAAUGGCCUAG